AUGUUAGUGUUGUGGCCAGUAACAGAAAAUAAUUAUCAAUAUCAAAUAAUCGAUCCUUAUUCUCUUUCUGAUUCUAUUGAUGCCACAAAGCUUUUUGAAAGCGACAUUGAAGCAAAUAUAAUCGUUCAAUCUUAUGCAAUACAAUCAGAUAUCAUCAUUGGUUGGUCUAAAGAUGAAGAGAACUUGUAUAUGCAAUCAUUGAUACAAGAAAAUUGGAUUAAUUAUCUAAGAAAUUUAAACGACUAUAGUAAUAUUGGCUUUCCGUACAGAGUUUCACGAAUCAAAUUAAUGAUAGAUGAUAUAAUUAACGAAUAUAAUAAUAGUAAUGGGCAAAAAAUCAAUUUUCCAAUAAAGCCUUCAUAUGAUGGUACUUUAUAUAAAUGGGUGAUUAAAAUUGAUGAUAAUAUUUCCUUAAUAGCACAUAAACAAAUUAAGUCUAAAACACAGGAAAUGGAUUAUACGAAAAUUAUUUUUUAUUUAUUUAAAAAGGAACUAAAAAAAUAUACUGAAAGAAUAAUACUGAAUUGUGAUCUGCUUGAGAAUGAAAAUUUAGCAAUGAUUACGAUUUUUGGAAUUUAUAUAUGGGCAAUAAAAUCAAAUGGAAUCAGAUUACAUUAUUUCUGGAAUGAAGAAGUAAAACGCAUAGAUUAUGAACCUCAAAGUAUAAUAAAUAUGCUACAAGAGUUUUUACGUUGCUGCGAAAAUUCUAUUCUUCCUACGAUUCAAUUUGACUUGCUUAUAAGGGAUAGAAUCAAGAGAUCUAAUGACGUAAAUUAUUUGAGUUUAGAUGAUUCUAGAGAAUUAUUAGAGGAUUAUAAACAUGAUAAAGUAUUUCUCGCAUGCUACGGAAAGCGAUUGCUUGAGAAACUGAUAGAAUAUAAACAGGAUGAAUUAAUCGAAGAUAUAAUUCAAAGAUGCAUAGACUUAAGUACUAAAAAUAUCAAAGAAGGUUUUACUGCAAAUAUUGAAUUAUUAAGUGUCAUUACUUCAUCGUUUUCAGAGUUAUCUCAAAAUUAUGAGCCAUAUAUUUCAAAUUUUUUAUAUCAGAUCGCUUUUGUCGUACCCCAUUACAUUAGAAGAUUCUUAAUCAAAAGUGAAUCCAUUUCUUCACAUCUUCAUCACUAUGGGAAUUAUGUUCAGAUAUUAGAAACGACGUUCAUUGAUAUUACCAUUUCUUGGCUCUUACGUUAUCUCCAAACAUUUAUUGAAAA
Dentiscutata erythropus is the source of this 1211-nucleotide messenger RNA. The record is from the annotation of a GenBank genome assembly. Lineage: Eukaryota; Fungi; Glomeromycota; Glomeromycetes; Diversisporales; Gigasporaceae.